AUGUUCACAAAAGCAAUUGCCAGUGGUGCGUUUAGUGGUGUUUCAUUGGGCUUUUCAGACAUUCGGAUAUCACACUUACAGUUUUCGGAUGACCUAAUAUUUUUUUCGGAUGACAUCCUCAACUCAUUAAAAGACAUAAAGAGAAUCUUAAGAUUAUUUGAAGUUGUAUCAGGUCUAAAACUCAACAUGACAAAAUCCAAGUUGUAUGGGUUCUGCAUGGAUAAGGGUACAUUGGGAGAGUGGGUUGAUCAAGUGAAGUGUGAUUGGGAUCAUUUUCUGACUACUUAUUUGGGGCUACCGCUAGAACAAAAUAGGAACUCUUCGGAGAUGUGGAAGCCUAUGGUGGAGAAAGAGUGCAGAUCCUGUCUAUCUGCUCCUUGCUCCAGCUUCCGGUUUCCAGUCGUUGUGGGAGUGGUUUCUCAAUCUGAGUUUGGCUCUUGUUUGGGACAGAGUUGCGUUGCUGUUCGGGUAUUGGUUUUCCUGUAUGUUUUCCCUGUUAGUAGCUUAUCGUGGUUUCUCAUGAUUUCUGAUGCAACUGUUGGCGAGAGUUUCCCCAUUGGUGGCUGCUAUUCUUCUGCAUGUUGCUUUGUAUCCUGUAAUCUUUGA
Hibiscus syriacus is the source of this 606-nucleotide messenger RNA. RefSeq lists its product as uncharacterized. The record is from RefSeq and is a predicted model, not a curated record. The transcript is spliced from 2 exons. Lineage: Eukaryota; Viridiplantae; Streptophyta; Magnoliopsida; Malvales; Malvaceae. The coding region runs from base 1 to 606 and encodes 201 amino acids.